AUGAUUUGCCGUGACUUCAUAAGGUAAUUUUUAAAUUAUAAGGCUUGUAAAGUCCAUAACGUUUGAACCGGGAGAUUGUAGUAAUAUGAAUGCCUUCAACAAAUGCAAACAGGAAAUUUGCGACGACAUCCGGUAGUCACAUCGUAAUGCAUUGGUCGAAAUGAAAUGAGGUCAAUCGUUGACGAUCCAAUAUACAGCUACACGGUUUCUAUGUUAUAGAGAAUGAGCUUUAUUGUUUGCUGAGAGGUAUAGAGUGCAUUCUAGCUCCGACCGCUUGGAUUUUUCAGGCCUCUGAAACUGAACCAUUCUCGAAAACCGGAUAAUGUGUUUAUUGGUUGAAACAACGAACCAAUCGAGAUCUAAAACUGAUUUCAAAUUAUUUUUCAUACAUCUGUACUAAUGUCGUGGCAACUGGCUUGGAAUCGCUAACACAUGUUUUGCGUGCAAGCCUUUAAACCAAAUUUUAAUACAUAAUUAAAUCAAUGACGAAAUCGUACCGCAUAUCAAGUGAUCUAUACGAUUUCCAUGAUUAUAGAAAAGAAUGAUUUAUAUAACUUUUUGCUAUGAAUUGUUUGUGAUGUGCGUGGGAUGUUAACCCUGCCGUGUACCUCUAUAUUAAAAUCUUUUAAUCUUCCGCAAAAAGAAAUGAAUUUCCGAUGAACUUAAAUUGACUGAAUGUCACCGUGACAGAAAAAAUAUCUCCUCUAUCUUAAAAACUUAAAAGUUGGAUCAUUCUCAGCAGCCGCAGGGAACAGGACCUUAUUUCAUGAAUUGAAAUAUAUAAGGUGCUGUAUAUUAUAUUCUGUUACCGUUUUUUAUAAGGUUCUGUGCCCAGCUGCUAAGAAUGAUCCCAAAAAUCACUAGAAAAAAAAAUACAAUGGUUAGUACUUCCUGCAUGGUGAAAUUGAUUUGAUAUCUUCGUCGUAAAUCUACAGGAGUAUUUUUUGUACAGGUAUAAAGGCAGUCAGUAUUGACUUAAGCACAAAAUUGAACUAAAAACAGCAAUCAAUCCAAAUCCCCUUUCAUCUGAGCCAAAAUGCAAUUUAAGGCCUGUUUACGUGAAGGUGGGGGACCCCAGGUAGGUGAGGUAACAUGUGGCGGGUUUUAAUUACCCCACCUAACAUGUAAACGUGAUCACAUUAAAACGAGAGAUUGUAUGGACAGGCGGGUUACCCCACCUAAACGGGUUACGUCACCUACCUGGGGUCCCCCACCUCCAUGUAAACAGGCCCUUAGUUGAACAUCUCUGUUCGUCUUUCCCUUUUUUUUCUUUUAAUAGAGUCACUCCUAACUCAAAGACUUGCAUGAAUAACGGUUUUUUUCAUGCGUUUUUCUGCAGGUCUGAUAACAGAUAUUCUUAUCUCUCUGGACGACAAAUAUUUGUAUUUCGGUAACUGGCUUCAUGGAGACCUCAGACAGUAUGAAAUAACGGACACCAAGAAUCCUAAACUGGUUGGCCAGGUAGGUUGGUCAAGGCUUUCAUAAAGGCUCAAGACAAUAUUCAAGUAGAGAAACACAGGAACUUGAAAGACACAUAAUAACUACCGGUACAUAUUAAUUACGAAUGCGCUACACAUGUAUAUUCUACAAAUGAUGAAAUAUUUAAGGAAUAGAUCACAGUUUCUAUGGGUUUACCGGCGUGAUAACCCACGCAAGAUGUUAGGAGAGCUUAUUAAGCUUUGUAUGAGUUUACCGGCAAAAUAAACCAUAGGUUUUUAACCAAUCAGAACGCGGCCAAUAUCUUUAUUAGUUGUUUUCUAAAAUUCAAUAUAUUACUGUGAAAAACAUUUGCGUUGUAUGCUUGAAUUCCUCGUUUAACACCGACUUCUUGACCACAGCUUUUUGCUUUUUGUUCCGGGGGAAACUGACAGAACUAUUUGUCCAUCUUUUAAACUCUGGUUAAAUUACUUCUGCUGGCACAGGCUACAUCUUAGUCACUUUUGAGCAAAUGUGAUUUCGCAAUCACAACUUAACGCAAAAACGGAAUGUUAUGCCAGCCGAUUGUCAAAUAUCAAACCAAAAGCUCAAAAUAAGGUACAUCCCUAGGUGCAUACUAACCGAAAUUUUCUUCCCGAAACCUAAACAACCCAUUCUGGUAGGUAACUCUCUUGAAAACGCACCCUUAUAGUCAACCCAGUCGUGAAAAUGCGACCCCGUCCAGCGGCUAAUCCUCAUUAGGCCAUUACUUAAUGGCAUCCCCACCCCCCUCCCUUCCUCCGGCGUUUUCAUGUUUAACACCUGUUAGGUUCUUCCUUUCCUGCCAUCAAACGCUUUUUUCUGAAACUACGUAAAACUAGCUGAUCGGUAAUUCUUGUGAAACACUGGAGACAAACCAAAUUCGUUUACGAUCGUUAUAAUCUUUAACAUGUGAUAUUUUUCUGUCUUCGCUCUUCAUUGGUGGUAGUAUAACCAAAGAUGGCUCAGUGAGAGUGAUAGAGGAUAGUGAAUUAAGUGAACAGCCUGACCCGUGCUAUGUGAAGGGAAAGAGAGUUGAAGGUGGGCCACAGAUGUUUCAGCUAAGUCUGGACGGAAAGCAAGAUCAUCGCUGUACAGUGUAUGGGACAACCAGUUUUAUCCCAGCCUCUCCAAGUAUGGCAGUCAGCGUUUGCAUUGAUAAGAAAAGAUAAACAAAUUACUUAAUUAUUUCGUUCCUCGGAAGUCUGAUUUUAUGGACUGCGGACGUAAUCACACGACGAUGACUUAAAAGAAGUGAAAACGCGGCGUUCUUUAAUCGUCUCAAUUCUAAAUUCAUCGCGAUUUUCCCAACUUGCUUACCGUGUCAAAUGUAGUCGAACUCUCUUGGAGCUGAAUUCCUGACUAUUCAAGUUCACAAAGAAAGAGAAAAAUUCGUUGUCGUUUGCUCACGUCCUCCAUAAAUUAUAAUAGGCGAUUUAUGUCGAAGCAGCGCAGUAACGGUAAAGAAAUGUAUAACUAAAAAUUUUAACCAUAUGUCAUGUGGGGAGUCUUUGUGCUAACUAAUUGAACCUAUGAUGAUUUUCCUGUUGCUAACUCCUUGAGUAUUUUCGUAUUUUCUUAAAAAAUACCCUGCCAUUCUAGAAGCUUCUACUUCCCCAUAAGCCAGUCAUUCAACGGCCACCAUUUUAGAACGGCCGCUUAGUUCUCUCUCCAAGUUGACAGAUGAUUGACUGUAGCAUUUUUUUCGUACGCUUUUCUUAGCAGGAAAGGUAGCAUGUUGCUUCAAGUGGACGUUGAUACAGUGAAUAGUGGCCUCAAGUUGAAUCCUGAUUUCUGCGUUGAUUUUGGAGAGGAACCCGAUGGGCCCGCCCUUGCACAUGAAUUGCGAUAUCCGGGAGGAGACUGUUCCUCUGACAUAUGGCUGUAA
Messenger RNA from Porites lobata, 3343 nucleotides. The record is from the annotation of a GenBank genome assembly. Lineage: Eukaryota; Metazoa; Cnidaria; Anthozoa; Scleractinia; Poritidae.